GGCAAUUAAAUAAAAUAGAGAAAUGUGAUAUUUUACAUAAAGACCCCCAAAUUUUGAUGCGCCUCCUUUUUUAAGCAGAAAUCGCAUAUAGACGGAGAUUUGCAGCGAAGGAAGUAAAGAAUAACUUGCUGAUGUUUGUAGAUGACCCGACGCUACUGACCUUGAAGCGUAGACGACUCUCGAUCAUCGAUUCCAUGGAUGCUUCUUCAGCUCAGGCUAAAAUUGCUGGCAUGCGAGAAAAAUAUGGGCGAGAGAUUCGUGUAUUCGAAACUUCGAGCAUUUCUCAGAGGCCAAAUCAAGCUUCUGGUGCUGAAGAGGAAUCUGAUGAAUACUACGAGCUCACAGCUGCAGAUUAUUACCGCCUUUUGGCAACUAAGAAAGAAGAUAAAUCCUUGAAGACGAGAAAACUCCGGGAAGCAGAAGAAGCCGCUCGUCGAGCAAAGCUGACAAAGGCUGUAACCAGGGUUCGUUUCCCCGAUAAUCACACAUUGGAGGCAACGUUUCAUCCCUCAGAGAAGAUACAAUGCGUGAUUGAUCUCCUCAAAAGAGUAGUUGCACACCCAGAUAUUCCUUUCUACUUGUACACAACUCCUCCCAAGAAGCAGAUCAAAGACUUCUCACAAGACUUCUACUCCGCUGGUUUUGUUCCUGGAGCAAUCGUCUACUUUGCAAACGAUCAGCCAAAAGAUAAUGGUGCUAGCUCAACUCCUUAUCUUAGUGAAGAGAUCUUGUCACUGAAAGAUUUAGAGGUCAUGAACAAAGCAGAGGAACCGGUUGAGCCAUCUUCAGAGACAGACACGAGCGACGCUGCUUCUGUACCGGUUGACCAAGAGCCUAAACCCACGGAGAAAAAAACCACAAAGCCAAAGUGGUUUAAAAUGUGACUGAGCAUCGUUACCAACAGGAGAAAAAUGAUGUUGCCUUUAAAAUGUGACGGUUCCAGUGUGUCUCUCUAACAGUGGCAAUCUUAUUGUGUCGAUACCUCAGCAUAUACGUAACAAAAUCUAUUCGCGAGGAGGGCGUGAUGGAUCAUGGGAUGCUGAAGCUCAACCACUACCACUCUCGAUUCUCAAAUCAUUACACUCUCCAUUUAAUUAAUCUAUAAUUAUUCCUUGGUGCAUUUACGUAAUUAUUGUUUUAUUUCUUUUGAACAACGAUUCUUCUUAGAUUACAUUACAGUCCUUUUUUGUUUUUAAUUACCUGUCUUUCUAAUUAUCUGCAAAAGCGCUACGCACUACUAUCAAGCUACUGUCUCUCCACAAUUAGACAUAAAACAAAAAAUUCUCUCCAAAGUGCUGAAUUGUUUUGCCUCCGCGCGUCUUCUAACGUCUUCCGUCGCAGGUUUGUGUGUUCUUCUGUUUUUUUUUUUUGUGGUGAGAGGAUUACGUUUUUCUGUGGAAGAUGGGUUCUGGGCAAUGGCACGUUGAGAAGAGGUCUACUCUGAGGAACGAUUCGUUUCUGAAAGAGUACGCCCCUGUCUCUGAAACUGGGAGCCUCGCGAUCAUUGUUCUCGGUGCAUCUGGUGAUCUUGCCAAGAAGAAGACAUUUCCUGCACUUUUCAAUUUAUACCACCAGGGGUUUCUUAAUCCAGAUGAGGUUCACAUAUUUGGAUAUGCGAGGACUAAGAUUUCUGAUGAGGACCUGAGAGAUCGGAUCCGUGGAUAUCUUGUUGAUGAGAAGAAUGCAUCUGAGAAAGCAGAAGCUUUGUCCAAGUUUCUCCAGCUGAUUAAGUAUGUGAGUGGGCCUUAUGAUUCUGAGGAAGGGUUCAAAAGAUUAGACAAGGCGAUUUCAGAGCACGAAAUCUCGAAAAAGGUCUCUGAAGGAUCUUCCAGGAGAUUGUUUUAUCUUGCACUCCCGCCUUCUGUAUACCCUCCUGUAUGCAAGAUGAUCAAGGAAUGGUGCACUAACAAAUCUGAUCUUGGUGGAUGGACUCGGAUCGUUGUUGAGAAGCCAUUUGGGAAGGACCUUGAAUCUGCAGAGCAGCUGAGUUCUCAGAUUGGGAAGCUGUUUGAUGAACAACAGAUUUAUCGUAUUGAUCACUAUCUGGGGAAGGAAUUAGUCCAAAACAUGUUGGUCCUCCGUUUUGCCAAUCGGUUCUUUUUGCCACUAUGGAACCGUGACAAUAUCGACAACGUGCAGAUUGUUUUCAGGGAAGAUUUUGGAACCGAAGGCCGUGGGGGAUAUUUUGAUGAAUACGGAAUCAUUCGUGAUAUUAUUCAAAACCACUUGCUCCAGGCAAGUGUUCUUUGCCUUGUCGCCAUGGAGAAACCAAUCUCUCUUAAACCCGAGCACAUCCGGGAUGAGAAAGUGAAGGUUCUCCAAUCGGUGAUUCCUAUAAAAGAUGAAGAGGUGGUUCUUGGACAAUACGAAGGGUAUAAAGAUGAUCCAACUGUUCCAAAUGACUCAAACACUCCAACUUUUGCCACAACAAUCCUUCGCAUAGACAACGAAAGAUGGGAAGGUGUUCCGUUUAUACUGAAGGCCGGAAAGGCAAUGAGUUCAAAGAAGGCAGAUAUUCGCAUUCAGUUCAAGGAUGUUCCUGGCGACAUAUUCAAAUGUAUGUAUCUUGAGCAAAUCGAACCUUUCUCACAUACCAAGUAUAUGUACCGAUACCAAAAAAAUUGUUGGUCUAAACUCUCAUGCAAUGCAACAGGUCAAAAGCAAGGGAGGAACGAGUUUGUGAUACGCUUGCAACCUUCAGAGGCCAUGUACAUGAAGCUAACUGUGAAGCAACCGGGUCUGGAGAUGCAAACCGUGCAGAGUGAACUAGACCUAUCGUACAAGCAACGUUACCAAGGUGUCUCGAUUCCAGAGGCUUACGAGCGCCUAAUUCUUGACACUAUCAAAGGAGACCAACAACACUUUGUCCGUAGAGACGAAUUGAAGGCAGCUUGGGAGAUCUUCACUCCGCUACUUCACAGGAUCGAAAAGGGAGAAGUGAAAUCGAUCCCGUACAAAGCAGGAAGCCGAGGCCCAGCCGAAGCAGAUCAGCUACUUAAGAAAGCUGGUUACUUGCAGACCCAUGGCUACAUUUGGAUCCCUCCUACACUGUAAGAUUCUAUAAACAUGGAGAUGAUGAUGAGUAAACACAAAAUAAUCCUGCUGAAUAAAAGAUCUCUUCACGAGUUUGUUAGUGAAUCUUAUAUAUAUAGUACUAGUGAUCUUCACUAGUACAUUGCUUAUCUCUUGUGCUUUUGGUGGUAAUAAUGUAAUCUUUGGUUAUUUUUUAUUUUUUUUUACCCAUAUCACAAAGCACCUUUGUAGACAAUUUAAUGAAAUUAAGAGGCUUUUUCAUUUUAAUAUUAUCUUCUGUCAUUGUGAUUUUA
Messenger RNA from Thlaspi arvense, 3326 nucleotides. The record is from the annotation of a GenBank genome assembly. NCBI's taxonomy places the organism in Eukaryota, Viridiplantae, Streptophyta, Magnoliopsida, Brassicales, Brassicaceae.